Molecule: messenger RNA, 2928 nt
Organism: Leptosia nina
Lineage: Eukaryota; Metazoa; Arthropoda; Insecta; Lepidoptera; Pieridae
Source: the annotation of a GenBank genome assembly
AUGCUAGGCGGAGUGAGAUUAAAACUCUCCUUUACUCAUGAAAGAACUUGUUUUGCAUAUAUAAGUCCAAAAUACAGCACACAUAAUGAUCAAUCACAAUGCAUACAAGUUUUGUUUAAAGACAAACAAAUACUAUUAUGGGCUAUGUUUAGUAGCAGUGUUUCUGAGGGAUAUAUUUCCUGUAAUCCAUUGCAAAGUAAACUUUUAGGACUUGAGGAAGGUGCUGAGGUUUUUGUAUCUCCAUAUGGGGAUGUCAGGGUGCUAGAUGAACUAUAUAUUGAUACAGAUAGUCCAGAUGACCAGGAAAUAUUGGAACACAAUGCUGAUGUCCUCCAAUUACGAGUUCUAGAUCAACUGCGACUAGUUGUUGCUAAUCAAAAAACAGCAGUGUGGAUUUCUACAUCAUUACCGAUUGUAUUUACACCCAAACAAACUGGUUUACUAGUUAAUCAUAGUAGAAUUAUUGUAAGAGUAGAUGCUUUUAAUGAUUUUCACACCCGAAGAAAUACUUUAGAGCCAGUAGAAGCAAAAGGUCAUGCUUUUAAUAAUAUAGGUACUAUUAAUCAAGCUGUGCUUCGGCCUUUCCUUAAUGUUCCAAAAAGGCUAGUGUUGAGAGCACUAACAAUUGACAGUGAUGGGAAAAAGGGUAAAAAUUUGAUUCAUCCCUACACAGUGUUUAUUCAUGAAGAUUUAAUUAUUGAAAUGAAAGAGUGGAUGGUUAUUCUUGCCACAAUGCAAAGUAUACCAUCCAUAGUACAUCAAAGUGAUAAUGAUGAAGAAAUUUCAAGUACCAUUGAUGGUUUGUGUGUUGAAAUUGUGCCUAUAGAUAAUGUGAUAUUUAGAAGUUUGUCCCACGAAGUAUACAACAAAAACAUACCCACAGUUCUGGUUCCAAAGUCAUUAAACUCUAUAAUCAGUGUAGAAAAUGGUAUGAAAAUUAUAUUCACUGUUGUUGGUGAUUCAGCAGAACAACCUGAGCAUAUAGAUAUUAUAACUUAUUCUGAUAAAAUACAAACAGAAAUAAAUGUAGUUGAGAAGUUUAAAAAAUGUGUAGUUGAUAAUACACAUUCUGGAAAGAAAUUUUUAAUCAAUGACAAUAUUGUGAAACAGAAUACAGAAAUAUCGAGUGGAUUUUUAAGAUUUAAGUUGAAGCCGGAAAAAUUAAAAUAUACAUUGUUAAGUUCAGAAUCAUUUAGGCAUUGCUCUGUGUCAGCUAAAUGCCUUAGCGACACUGACUUGGAAUUGCCAAAACCUACAUUUUCAAAGCUGGAAUAUGAUUACAAAAAUUAUUGUAGAUCCAUGAAGUUUACACAGAAUUUAGUCCAAAAGGUUGUUGCACAUAUAUAUUUUGAAAUUCACAGAGAAGCCUCAUUUAACGGUGCAUCAGAUAUUAAGAGCAAUGUUUUGAUUAAUGGGCUCAGUGGCAGUGGUAAAACAUCUCUUUGUCAUAUAAUCCAAAAAGAUCUGACCUUAUGGUCUCAUGUAGUCCAUUGUCGAAGUCUCAAAGGCCGCAAAGACGUAACUGAGGUUCUGAGUAAAGCUAUCCUGACUUGUCAGGAACAUAGUCCAUCAGUACUGAUAUGUGAUGAUAUUGAUGCUCUUGUACCACCUAAUAUGGAAGGUGCUUCCCCUCAAGACAUUGCUUUUUAUGAAAGACUAGCUAUAUCAAUCAAACGCAUGUUACAACAAUGUACUGGAGUGUGUGUAUUGAUGACGUCACUACGCAUGAAGUCCCUACACCCGGUGUUAAGAGAAUUUGGCGGGAAGCCACUGUUUACAAGUUACUUCGAUAUUCCUGAAUUGGACCAAGCAGACAGAGGAGAGAUUUUGAAGCAUUUAUUAAACAAUAAAGUGCGCGAAUCCUUCUUGAUUGACGACGAUGAUGUAACCAAGAUGGCGAUGGACACGGCUGGCUUCAAUGUGAGGGAUAUUGUUGAUUACAUGAACAGAGCAAUUUUCACAGCUGUUAAAAACAAGAAAUCAAAUGCACUCGAUUCGAAGCCUCGACUCAUAGAUGAUGUAAGCAAACAGAGCGAAAAAACAAAAGAAUUCGACAUUUGGGGACCUGUAGGUGGCAUGCAUGAUGUGAAGCAGCAACUUACUGAAUGCAUUUUUUGGCCUAUUAUGUACCCGGUUUUAUUCCCCACACGACGAUGUGGUGUGAUGCUGUACGGUCCUCCGGGGACAGGGAAGUCCCAUUUGGGCUCUUGUUUGGCACGACUGGGAAAUAUGCGUCUUCUUACAGUAAAAGGGCCCGAACUUCUGUCGAAAUAUAUUGGGCAGAGCGAAAAGGCUGUACGAGAUAUAUUUGACAAAGCAGAUUUGCAGCGGCCGUGUAUUCUGUUCUUUGACGAGUUUGACAGUCUUGCGCCCAAACGUGGCCACGACUCUACAGGCGUGACAGACCGGGUAGUAAAUCAGCUACUUGCGAGGCUUGACGGCGCUGAAGGGGGUGCCAAAGGUCCCGUUAUAGUAGCCACUUCGCGACCAGAUCUCAUAGACCCUGCAUUGCUUAGAGCUGGUCGUAUCGAAAGACAUAUAUACUGUUCUCUUCCAGACUUGGAUGGUAGGUACGAAGUCCUCAAGACUUUAUCGCAAAGUGUGACUAUAGAUAAGGCCGUAGAUUUGCAAAUGAUCGCCGAAAAAACUGAAGGUUUCUCGCCUGCCGACCUAAAAUCGUUGCUGAUCACUGCACAACUUGGGAGAUUGGAGACUCAACUGGUGAGUGGUGAAAGUCGACGGAUGGAGAGUGUGGUAGUUACCAAAGAGGAUCUAGGAAACGCCCUCUUGGAAACCAAACCGUCACUGUCACUAGAGCAAAGGAAUUUUUAUGAUAUAGUAUACAAAAGAUUUAGAGGAGAGCCACUUUCAUCAGAACAAACGCUUGCUUCGCGACAAAUGCUCAAGCAAAGGGUCACUCUUGCUUAA